AUGAGUACAGACGUGAUCGCCGCUCCGUCAUCAUCUCCUACAAAAGUGCAACAAGCAGAAUCAGACACUAAAAUGGAAACGUCGACGAAUGAUGGUGAACCGAUGAAUGUUGACGAAACACCAGUCAAUGUUGCUGAAGAGCCGGUAACUGAAGUUAAAGGAGGCAAACGAAAACGUCCAACAAAAAAGCCAGUGGAAACUGAUGAAAAUAGUAUUUCCAAUGCACGUCCGCGACGUACAUUACCAAAACGCGAAGAAGCUGCGCCUGCACCUGCCGUCAAUGGUACAAGCAAAGCGAAUAGAGCGAAAGCACAACGAAAUUCUGCCGAACAAGCUGCUGCUGAUGCUGAUGAUGAACAGGAACGCGACAAAACCAUUCCUGUUCUACAUGACGUAGCUGACGUUGUUUGGGUAAAGAUGGGUGGUCAUCCCUGGUGGCCAAGUCUUAUCGUUCGGGAUCCCAACGAUGCAACACAGUCGUUUACGAAAGUGACUGGCGCGGCACGGCCCAAACGCAUGUAUUUUGUUGUCUUCUAUGGAUCAACUGCCGAUUUUGCAUGGGUGCCUGAUUCAGCAGUGAUAUCCUAUCAAGGUGUUGAAGCUUUCACCACGUAUGCGCAAGAAAUGGUUGAUAAAGCUGUAACGAAAUCACAAAAGGAGCAAUUGACUGAACGAUUUCAACUAAAGGUAACUAUUGGUCGUCGUGAAGACUGGGAAUUAGCUGUUCGCGAAGCUGAUCAAGCUAUGAAACAAACCAGUGAAACACGUCUCGAAGAAAUCGAUCCAAAAGUCCAAUUUUACACUUCUAAAACUGGUGGUUCAAAAGGACAAUCCGGUCGUAAAAGUAAAGUUUCCGCUGCAAAACAUGACGAAUCAUCUGGUCCUCCGAGUGUACCAUCAUCGUCCGUUGAUGCCAGUGACCGUUCAUUACUUGCUGAAAAAACGUUCGAAUUCAAAUCCGAAGAAGAAACAUCCGAGGAGGAAGAAACAUCGUCUGCCAAAACUCCAUCUGUUAAAAUCAAACUCAAAAAGCAAGCAUCCAAUGAUUCAACAACUCCACCGGCAAAACGUCGCUAUGUACGUAAGUCAGCAGCACCUGAUGGUGGAAAGAAAGCCAACGGGCAACGAACAUCAACGCGUACGCAUGAAGCACCGUUGGAAAAUGGAAAUAGCCCCGGAAGCAAACGCGGACGACAACGUCUCAGCAAACCAUCAGUGAUAGCGAGUAACGGAGACAAUGUAAAUUCAGAUAGUUCGUCAACUACACCAAAAGCGUCAUCACAACGAAAAUCGAUUAAAAAGCCACAAGCAUUCAUGAAUAAAUCUAAUCCGGUGUCACCAUUGAACAAUAUUCUUGUUGGUCAACAUCAUCGUUUCGAUACUCGUAUUGGUUUUCUCUCUCCCUUCGAAGAACAAGAAGUUUUUGAUGUCAUUGACCAACUACGUUCUACGAAAACCUUUGAAGAAGCAGAACAAUUAGCGCGCCGUCGUUUUGAGCACAUUCUUUGUUUAAAUUUGAAUAAAACAAAUGCUGAUAUUCCUCAAGAAUGGUUUUAUUCCUUCCUGUUUGCACAUCCAAUCUUAAUCGUUAAGAAUCCCCAAUGGUUCAAUGACAAGAAAUUCGAUUCGUUAGAUAAUACUGACAUGUCAAAUCAAUCCUCGAAUAGCAUUCAAGUACUUAAACGUCAACUUCACAUUUUAUCAAAAUUAUAUCGAAAUGAACUUCAAGUUCGUCAAGUCGGUGAUCGAGCAACUUCCUAA
Adineta ricciae is the source of this 1761-nucleotide messenger RNA. Lineage: Eukaryota; Metazoa; Rotifera; Eurotatoria; Adinetida; Adinetidae. The record is from the annotation of a GenBank genome assembly.